This is a messenger RNA of Homalodisca vitripennis (glassy-winged sharpshooter), 2490 nucleotides long. RefSeq names its product ribonucleoside-diphosphate reductase subunit M2 B (gene RnrS). The record is from RefSeq and is a predicted model, not a curated record. Gene Ontology annotation, molecular function: ribonucleoside-diphosphate reductase activity, thioredoxin disulfide as acceptor. Gene Ontology annotation, cellular component: cytosol. Bases 480 to 1655 code for a protein of 391 amino acids. Gene Ontology annotation, biological process: deoxyribonucleotide biosynthetic process. NCBI's taxonomy places the organism in Eukaryota, Metazoa, Arthropoda, Insecta, Hemiptera, Cicadellidae. The transcript is spliced from 8 exons.
UUGUCAGAAGAGGCGGACAAAUUCGUGAGUUUUUAUUGGCUGUAACAUUGAAUUCCCUCUUAAAUCAUCUUUUGAAUUUACCGCUUCUCUGUGUAUUUGACCCACAAUUAAAUAAUUCUCAAUUAAAUUUAUUUAAAAAUAAACUGAAGUACAAAUAAUAAUAGUUAUAUAUUUUUUUGAGCACAUUUCAAGUAAUUAUGCCUUUAAAAACGUUAACGUUAAAAAUGAUUUUUUAUUACCUAACAAUCUCUGUAAUCAUUGUCGUUUUUGGCGGGUGAAUAGCGUCUUGCAUUAUUUGGAUGUGGAUCUGACUUGAGGCUGGUCAGCAAUACAAUUCUCUUGUAAAUUUGACUUUAUUUUCCUUUACGUUUUAAAUUACGAUAUAAUUCUUAUAACAACUAGUAUAGGAAUAUCAAGUAACUAUUGUAAUAGGUAUUUCAUUUGUACACUGAUAAAAUUACUGUAACCUAAAGACCACCAUGCCACAAGCUAGAGUUGAAGUGUAUGACAAAGAAAACACCAGUCCUAAAUAUAUUCAUGAUGCACCUCACUACACUAAGGUGGAUUCUCCUAGCGUUUCUAAUGGAAUAGCCAGUCUGGUUUUACGAGAUUCAACUAAUCUAGUCAAGAAGGAAGAGGCAAAUGGAGAGGGUAAGCUGGAAGUGGUGGAGGGAAAGUUUGACCCCCAGCUGGAGCCACUGUUGCGUGAGAACCCACGCAGAUUCGUGGUGUUCCCUAUUGAAUAUCAUGACAUCUGGAAAAUGUACAAGAAGGCAGAGGCCUCGUUCUGGACAGCUGAGGAGGUGGAUCUCUCUAAGGACAUACUAGAUUGGGAACGGCUAAAUGACAGUGAACGUCAUUUUAUCUCUCACGUACUUGCCUUCUUUGCUGCAUCCGAUGGCAUCGUUAAUGAGAAUCUCGUAGAAAGGUUCAGCCAAGAAGUCCAGGUGACGGAAGCUCGGUGUUUCUAUGGCUUCCAGAUCGCAAUGGAGAACAUCCACUCAGAAAUGUACAGCCUGCUGAUUGACACCUACAUACAUGAUGCUAAGGAGAGGGACUUUCUGUUCAACGCCAUCGAAACAAUGCCCUGUGUCAAGCGCAAAGCUGAUUGGGCAUUGCAGUGGAUCGCCAGCGAGACCGCAACGUUUGGUGAGCGUAUUGUAGCGUUCGCUGCAGUCGAGGGUAUCUUCUUCUCCGGUAGCUUCGCUUCCAUCUUCUGGCUCAAGAAGCGUGGCCUCAUGCCCGGACUAACCUUCAGCAAUGAACUGAUCUCACGUGACGAGGGACUACACUGCGACUUCGCCUGUCUCAUGUUCAAACACCUGGUUCAGAAGCCAUCAGAGGAAAGAGUGAAGAGUAUUAUCCGGGAAGCAGUCGUGAUAGAGCAGGAGUUCCUGACGGCAGCUCUCCCCGUCAGCCUCAUCGGCAUGAACUGUGAUCUCAUGAAGCAGUACAUCGAGUACGUGGCAGACAGACUGCUCUUCGAGCUUCAGUGCUCUAAGAUCUACCAUUCUGAGAAUCCUUUUGACUUUAUGGAGAACAUCUCUUUGGAAGGCAAAACCAACUUUUUUGAAAAGCGUGUCGGUGAAUACAAGAAGAGCGGCGUUAUGGAUGAAAAGACCGAGAAUGUGUUUGAUAUGGAGGCCGACUUUUGAACUAGGUCCUCGUAAUCUGAAAUUAAUAUUGUCUUUCAUACAGCAAAGAAACCAACAGAAAGUAAUCAGUUAUAUUUGAAACUAUACUAAAAAUCUCUUCCUUUGUAUCUGAAAUAAUAACGUACUUAUUUAUUGUUUGACUUUGAAUUCAAGUACGAUUCAAGAGAUAUAGUUUUUAAGAAAAAUUGUAUUUAAUGUUUUAUAUUUGUAAAUACUAGAUUAUUUGCUCUUUAUUAUACUUAAUAGUUUUAGUAACUCUAUCUACUGUUUUUUCUCUUUUAAUUUUAGUGAACUUUAAAAGUCACCAAGUUUAUUUUAACAUAAAUUACACACAGCUAUACACAUGUUAAAUUUGUAUUUGAGUUCUGUUAAAUAGACUCGCAUUUAGCCCACCAUUUAAAUAAUAUCCCACUGUAGUAUAGUUAUAAUGGAUUGUUCAGCACUCAUGUACCAAAUAUGGUACAUAAUAUAAUAUUAUACGGUUUCCUGUGUGGCAGGUAUAUUUAAAUAAGAGAUUCAGGAAUAAUAUUAAUAUUAAAAAUGUUAACUAUACCAAAAAUACAUAAUAUUCAAUUCUACUGUUGUUAAAAUGAUCUGCCUAGUAUACAUGAACUGUAUUACGUUUUAUCGUAAAUGCCAUUAUAUUUAUAUAAAAGAAACAGGAAAUGUUAGAAUGAAGGUUUAUAUUAUUAUUCCUGUUCAUAUUUUAGUUCAUAAUAUAGUAUUUUUUAAACUCUAUUAAUAUCCUUUAUUUUUUGUUUAGUCAGUUUCUCAGUAUUUCACGUGUGAUUUGUACAUUUCUUUAGAAUAAAGUAAGAUAAGCUUUGUAUAAAAA